Drepanopeziza brunnea f. sp. 'multigermtubi' MB_m1 is the source of this 405-nucleotide messenger RNA. Lineage: Eukaryota; Fungi; Ascomycota; Leotiomycetes; Helotiales; Drepanopezizaceae. The record is from RefSeq and is a predicted model, not a curated record.
AUGUGUCUCCGUAUGCGCGAUGUGUUGUACCUUUUACUCCCCCCGUGUUCAUCCUUCCCCCUUCCCCCUUCCCCCUUCCCCUUUCCCCCGCCCCGGCCCACCCAUGCACCCGAUCAUCACGGAAGAGGCUUACGGAUAGCUACAAGCCACACCCGCUUUCUGCGGCAGACUCUCUCGGAGAGUGGGAUGUUCUCUCGCUCCAGCAGACAUGUGCAUGCGUUCGUGCGUGCGGAAGACCUGCGAGGUGCGUGUAUGCAGCCAGCAGCCAGCAUGAGUGUACCUACUCUUCUGCAGGGCCCGGCUGCCAAGGUGCGCAGUUCAACGCAGGGGGAGAGGGUUUUGGCCGAGGGUUCCGAUUCCGGUUCCGGUUCUGGUCAUGAUUAUGGUUCUGUGGCGUAUGUAUAG